Molecule: messenger RNA, 6421 nt
Organism: Manduca sexta (tobacco hornworm)
Lineage: Eukaryota; Metazoa; Arthropoda; Insecta; Lepidoptera; Sphingidae
Gene: Cnx99A
Product: calnexin
Exons: 13
Coding region: 226-1986 (586 amino acids)
Biological process (GO): protein folding
Cellular component (GO): endoplasmic reticulum membrane; endoplasmic reticulum
Molecular function (GO): calcium ion binding
Source: RefSeq, a predicted model, not a curated record
ACUGUUUGUUUUUGAUUGGUUGAAAUUUUUCAGGAAAAAUUAAAAAUCAUCCUAAAGGGAUACAGUUUGCAUUUAAGCUAAAUCGUCGAAGUACUGUACGAUUAUAGUGAAAUAAUAGUGAGUGAGAGUGACAAGGUGAGUUUAUUUAUUUAUACAUGUAAAAUUAUGUGAUUUCAGAUGAAUAUGACAGUUUAUUGAGGAUAUCCGUUAUCCGGUAUCCACACCAUGCAUUCUCAACCAAAGAUGGCUGUUUUGAGCCGAAAGUUGUGUUUGGUGAGUGCCUUAUUGGUGCUCGUCAGCGUGAUUGGUGCGGUGAAGGCUGAAAGUGAAGAUGUUGAUGAUGAAGCAAUUGUCGAGAUUGAUGAAGAUGACCAAUACCACAGCCCGCAAGUGAGUGGUGCAAGAGUGUACCUCGCUGAACAUUUUGAUGAUGAAAAUGCAUUCAAGAAGAAGUGGAUCAAGUCUGAAGCCAAGAAACAAGGUGUUGAUGAGAACAUUGCAAAGUAUGAUGGUAGAUGGGAGAUCCAAACGCCAGCCAGGAAGAUCUUCAAGAACGACUACGGCCUGGUCCUCACCACCGAGGCGAAGCACGCCGCCAUCUCCACGCUCCUGGACAAACCCUUCGAGUUUAAAGAUAAACCGCUAAUCGUGCAGUAUGAAGUUACUAUGCAGGAGGGUCAAAACUGCGGCGGCGCGUACAUCAAGCUGCUCUCCCGAGGCACAAACAAUAAGGCGGACCUGCGCAAGUUCCACGACCAGACGCCGUACACCAUCAUGUUCGGGCCGGACAAGUGCGGCAACGACAACAAACUGCACUUCAUCUUCAGGCACAGGAACCCCAAGAACGGCACUGUCGAGGAGAAGCACAGCAAGAAACCUAGCCAACGCUUAGACGACAUAUACAAGGACAAAGAGCCCCACCUCUACACACUGAUCGUGCGUCCGGACAACACGUUCUCGAUCCUGGUGGACAACAAGGAGGUGAACGCUGGCUCGCUGCUCGAGGACUUCACCCCCCCAGUCAACCCCCCGGAGGAGAUCGACGACCCCAAUGACAAGAAGCCUGAGGACUGGGACGAGAGGGAAAAGAUCGUGGAUCCUUCUGCGAGCAAGCCCGAGGAUUGGGACGAGGAGGCGCCCGCGCAAAUCGUCGACCCCAACGCGGUCAAACCAGACGGCUGGCUCGAUGACGAACCCGAGAUGAUACCAGACCCUGAAGCGCAGAAGCCCUCCGACUGGGACGACGACAUGGACGGCGAGUGGGAGGCGCCGCUCAUCGACAACCCUCGCUGCAGCUCCGCGCCGGGCUGCGGCGUCUGGACACCGCCCACCAUCCCCAACCCCAACUACAAGGGUAUCUGGCGCGCGCCGCUGAUCCCCAACCCGAACUACAAGGGCAAGUGGUCGCCGCGUCGCGUCCCCAACCCCGACUACUUCAAGGACGACCAGCCGUUCAAAAUGACUCCCAUCCACGCGAUUGGAUUCGAACUGUGGUCUAUGUCUCCGCUGCUGCUGUUCGACAACAUCAUCGUGACGGACGAGCUGGCGGUGGCUGAGGAGUGGGCACAGCAGAGCUUCGCGCUCAAACGAGCCAAGAUGUCCAGGGACUCGGACUCGUUUCUGGAGCGCGGGCUGAAGUUCGCCGGCGAGAACCCGUGGGUGUACGCCAUCGUCAUCAUCGGCUCCUUCGUGUUCGUCGGUAUAGUGGCGUACAUGUGCUGCGGACCGAGAUCGGACCCAGAUGCAGACAUCAAGAAAACUGACGCGCUCGUCGACGAAGAUCCGCAUCAGUCUGAUGGGGAAGGCGAGGGGGACGCGGAGGGAGAGGUCGAGGAGGAACAGAAGCCGCAGGAGAAGCCCAGCAAGGCGGACCUCGAGGGACCAGACUCCGAGCCGGAGACCUCCAGCACUACUACAGAGGACGCGCCAGCAGAGGGCGCAGGCGCGGGCGACGGGCCCCGGAAACGGAAGCCGCGCAAGGAGUAAACUCAUCACAACUCCAUGGCGGCUCAUUACAUCUGGCGCUUUUGGUAAACGACCGCCCAUACAUUCACUUAUUUACAUAUAUCGGUGGGUAGCAUAGAAAAGCUACUUUAAUAAAUAUUUUCUAUGGUAACUAAGUUUCUACUAUUAGAUAAAAUAUCCAAAUAUUGACUAUGGUAAAAAUACUAUUGUAGAGGAAAAUAUGUGUACAAUGGUCGAUUGUUUUUUUUUUGUUAUUAAUCCUUCAAUAUAGCAAUAUAUUUCACCAAACUAUUAGUAUCAUUACAUUUUACUUCAUAUAGAAAUAAUAUCACUAUCAGAUAGAUAUAAUAUGACAGAAUUUAUCAUCAACGAUAUAAUAACAAAUAUGUAAUAAGCUUCAAUACAUAUUCGCGUGUUAGGUAAUGUACGAGGUUAGGUCUUUAUCGAAAGUAUUUGUUUUCCACAGUGGCAGCACUGAGGGGGCUUUAUUUUGAUGAAAAAUUUUUACUAAUACAUAAAGUCUAUAAUGUAUGAACGUAUUUAUGAUGCUGAAGUUCUUAUAAGAUUUUUUUAGUAAAAAAAGAAUUUUUUUUAUUGUUCAAGUUAGACAGGGGAGUGUUACUUUGCCUAAAUCUUCUCAAAAUUGAAUUGUAUAAUUUUCCUUAAAUACUUUAUUACAACUCAUAUAUUCUUCUCUCGUACGAUAAAUAACAGCAUUUUUUGUAUUCAGUUUCAAUAAUUUCAACAAAAUAAGGUCCCCUGUAUUAUGUAAGCGCCUUUAGAUAGUUGAUUGACGCGUUUUUGUGCGCGUGUUCGCUAUUUAGAUAAUGCAUUUUGUGUAUCCUUGUGUAUUCCCUGCAUAAGUAUGCGGUGUACUAAAGCAUCCUGUUAUAGUCGUUAUUUCCUAAUUCUAUCUAAUAACAUUUAGUCUGGCAACUUUUAACACUUUUGAUAGAAGCAUUCGAGGUUAUGUUGCCAUCAGUGUCUCCGCGUACAUGGUAAUUUACCAUCUACCGUCCAGGAAAGAAGAUAUUACUUUGACCGUGUCUAAUUGACUGUAUUGCUAAUGUAUUCAUUGCAUUUGCUUGCGAGGAAUUCCCAUGAAUGAACUCGAAUUACAAAUUGUUGAUGUUUUUUCAGUUACCGCCUUAUUACGGGCUGGUUUUACUUAAUUUUUAUUCUUGCAACACGGUUAUUCGAUUUACACAUGGAGACACUGGUUGCCGUCAAAAAAUUGCCAUAAUGUUGCCAAAUAGCACUGCAUCUAUAUGUUCUAAAUUAUAUCUAAAAGCGUUUUUUCGCAAUUUUAAAAGGAAUUUUGUUGUAUUUAUAUCGGUGCGUAUGACAAAUAUUGGACCAAAUUACGUUCCAACAUACAUGCAACAAUCAUACGGAUGCUUUAGUACAAGGCCGCGUUUAGUUUGAUUAGCAAACAUUGUCUCGACUUCAAAUAUAGAUGUGUGUUCAAAUUGUGUAUAUCUCGCGUCGUCAUAAUUUCACAUGUGUGUUUCGCACCCUUAGAACUAAAGUGACCUGACUCAAAAUUUAUAUAUUUCCUGAUUUUGUUAAAAAACGACCAUCCAAAGCAUGCUCUGUAACCCUAUUUCGAGAAAAUGACCAAAUUAUUGAAUAGAAGCAGAGAUUCUCACUUGCGACGAGCGAUAAUUCAUUAGCUUCUGUUCUGCUUUCAAAUCUUUUUUAUUUGUUUCCUACAAAACGUCUUUUUUGAGUUAGGUCACCUUAGUUUUAAGAGUGCGGUUUGUACAAAAGAGCAAAUAUCGACAUAAUAAAUAUGUCUCAAGCUAUUUUUAGUCGACUUCUGUCCUACCAAAGAUGCUAACGGCGUAAGUACACGGCGGUGUGAGUGGUUUACGAAUUAAAUAUGUUUUGUAACUAACAAUGCAUGCCAGAGUUCCUGGCCCACCCUGACAUGUCUCAAGUCCAUUAUCAUGUUUGCUGGUGGUAGGAUAUAUUUUUAUAUCUGCCCGGAUAACGACAACCGUACACAAUUAAAACCCGCCAUUGUGGCUCACGUAAGUGUGUCGCGUUCCGGGAUUAGCCUGUGUAUGUCCGGGUCCAACAGGCCGGCAUAAUUGUGUCGACUGACGUGGAGUAAUCAUCUCUCGUCAGUCGACAUUUUAUUGGUACCCUCCUAACUUACUUCAGGUGAAGUGGGGUCACUUUGUCGGGUAAAAAAUACUUACAUAAAUUAACCAUUCUACAGUAUUACUGAAUAAUUUAUGUGUAUAGUUAACUAAAAUAUAACUUAAACUGAAGCAUCUGUCGAACUAAUUAAUAUUAAAAGUUUAUUUGUUCCUAUGUAUACUACUGCCUCUUACUACAUAUAUGUAUAUUGAAAAUGACAAAUCACCCGCAUAUUGUGAAAGUGUGUUAGUGUUUCGCACCGCCGUGAUAUCGCUUUUACGACUGGACCAAUGCGAUGUGAACAAACGAACGGGGUGACGGUAUUAUUUACUUAGAUAUAGAUAGGCGGAAUCGAGUUUGUGUAUUAAACAUACUUUGAUAGUAGGACAUAUAUCCAAAAGGAUAGCGACGAUCGUAAACAAUAUUUAAAUCCAAUGUGUGUAUCCGAAGUGGCCUGCAUAAUUGUGUCGAUUGGCAAGCGAUAAUAUCUCUUAAUACUCAAUGCAUAGAGUUCUGGUUUGCAUUUUGUUGUUUUUAUAUUUAUAUCAUAGAUUAUUUUCUUGUUAUAACAAAGUUAAAUCGCAAGUAAUCUAAAAGUUGCAUAUGCAAACUCGUUCCGUUAAUUCCCCUAUACGAAUAUUGUAUCUGUAAGUAGCCCAUACUUCUCAAAUGAUUGAUUAAUGUAACAACUGUCCCUGUGUUUAUUAAGAUAUCCUGCAUUCUACCUGUAUUCUAGAUCUGUUAGAUAUCUGAAACAAUGUUUAUCUAUCUUAUGAACUGCUUGACAUAUUUUGAUGAAGUUUCCUUAAUUAUUGAAGAAAAUUUGAGAUUUACUUACCGCUGAAUACACAAAUCAUUGUUUUACAUAUUUUUUUAUAUUAAUUUAGAAAUUUUGAUAGACCUAAAAUAAUUUUAUUAUCAACUCCAAAACUAAGAGUUCUUUAAAUUUUAACUGUACUAACACUAAUUUAUUUCAAUAAUAUAUCAACAUAAAUGCAGGGAUGGUUGUGAAAUGUUUAUUUAUUAUAACUACAUAUUAAUUUAUACUCUACAUUGACUGCAGAUCGCUCUUUCUUAUUCCCUAUAGAAAAAUACAAAAAGUACAAAAUUAUAUAUAUCAGUCAAUAUUCAUCACCAACAUUGACUUAAACUAAAACAUACUAAAGUAUUGUCAUGUUAAAAAUAUCUCUAUGUACUGUUACAAUCAAUACAAAUACACACUACAAUACAAUUUAAUAUUAGGAAUUAUAUCAACACUGGCAUAAUUGAAGCUAUGUUUGAAAAACAAUGUAUGAGUUUUUUGAUUACCUGAUUUUUUAGUCUCUAUUAUUUCUUGAUGUUUGCGCAAUCACCGAUAAAUAAAUGGUGGCAGCAAUAAUAUAAAAAAGUAAAUAUUUUAUUCAUAAAACUAAUUAAAAACACCAUCAAGUGCAGUGUCAUGCUAAGAAGAUGAACUUUCUGUAGUGAAUAAGAGAAAGAGCUAUUCCAAUAACAAAACACUGACUCGAGGAAUCCUUAAAUAUUUGACUUGGUCUUAUUUAUUUUUUUAUAAAACCCAAAGUUCGAUUAGAUUCUUGGUACUCUGUACCAUGUGACAUGGCCGGAAUAGCGUCGUAAUUAAUUUCAUAUUCAUCAAAGAUCUAACAUGUGUACACAACACAGUGCUCAGUAAUAAAAAAAUCAAUCGUAUACAACAAUUAAUUUGUUAAAAAAUCAAAGUUCACAACACCACAAGCACAUAACAUCUCCAGCACGCUAGCACGCUCCCAGCAUUGUUGCCGCGUUUCCCAUUUAAUUAGCGGUAAUGUACGGAACAAUACGGCUCGUGCUAUUGUUCUCAAUUUCUCUAUUGCACCAUACAUUGUUUUACUUUUGCACAAAGCUGGGUGCUAAUUCUAUAGGACAAACUGAUGUCAGUAUGAAACAGAGUCAAUACCGUCCAAUGUAUGAUAUGGUUAUGAUUUUAUGAGCAAUAUGGCCGUGUACCAUCAUUGAGAAAAGGUAUAGCGACGAUAUAUUUAAUUAACAAAAAAAUAAAAAGGCUACUCAAGUUUUGUAAUAUUUUUAAUGUCAUUUUAAUUCAAACUCUCCUUCAAAGGCAAGUGAAAUCCCUCGAGUCAGUGUUCUUGUUAUCGCAGUCAUUCUGUUAUUAUGUAAGCAGCAACGGUUGCCGGUGGCCAGUUGCAAUUGUCCGCCGGCAGUCGCUGCGUUUGUGAAAAGCAUUUUAUUUUCGUCCGUAAGACUAUGUGUGAUAGGUAAAUGUUAAUGAUUAUUAUUUAUAUGAAUAAUAAACUGAACUAUUUGUAAUUGU